Molecule: messenger RNA, 615 nt
Organism: Gryllus bimaculatus (two-spotted cricket)
Lineage: Eukaryota; Metazoa; Arthropoda; Insecta; Orthoptera; Gryllidae
Source: the annotation of a GenBank genome assembly
AUGACGUAUCCCGUAAACUGGUCAAAAAAUCUUAUUAGAAUUCAGACGGGCGAGCGCGGCUACCUGGAGGGGCUGGCGUCGCGCUACGCCGACCUCUACCGCACGCACUACGGCGACGUGCUCGACCACCUGGAGGAGCUGCGGCGGCGCGAGUGGGCGGAGAUGAGCCCGCGCAUGCGCGGCGCGGGGCUGACCAGCUCGCAGUCGCAGCCGCUGUACGUGCCGGGCAAGUACUCACCCAGCAGCUGCCUCAGCGACAAGGAGGAGGACGAGAUCUACGGCUUCGGCUACGGCGUCUUCGGCCGCCACAUCGCGCAGGCGCAGCGCCGCGCGCAGCAGGCGCAACUGCUGCAGCAGGCGCAGACGGCCAGCGCGGCCGGGGGCGGCAGGCUUCCCCGAAUGGCCCUACCCACGUUCUCCCUCUCACCCUCAUCGCUUCCUGUGAAGUCCCUUUUCCUCGUCCGCCUCGCCGCCACGCCGCGCGUCAACCGUGGCCGCCUGCGCCACUCGCCGGAGCCCUCGGCCGACCCUGCGCCCUGCAGCGAGAGCAGAUGUUUGCCCUCCGACCCCUCGCCCUCGCCCUUCGCCCUUCGCCCCCGCGUCCGCGCCCUUUAG